AUGCGAAUAAAAACAUCUACAGGGAACCGAGGUGGAGAGCAAGAUGGCCGGUUAGAAAACAAACAAUGGCGCCAAGGGCCUAGAGAAGUAAGAAUUGGAAAAAUGACCUCCUUCCAUUCUAGUGACGAAGACGAGAGUGAUGAAUUAAUGCAAGGCUGUUAUGAACUGAAAAGAAGGUUGGAAGCAACGGAAAAGUCUUUUAGAAAUCUUGGAAGUCACGCAGAGGACAGGUCUGGAGAUCUCCUGGUAGAAAAUGAAGCCCUUAACGCCCAAAUUGAGAACAUGGAUGAAGAACUCAGGAGAGAAAGAAAACUCAGGAAAAGUAUUGAAGAGAAGCUACAGUCCAGUUUGACUGCUGGAGAAGAAAUGAGAGAGAGAAUUGUAGAUCUGAAAAACCAAAUAAAUGAGAGAAAGGAAACUGACAGGAUAGCUGCAGCUGAAGUGGAGAUGAAACUUGCUUUAAAGGAUGCUGAAAUCCACAAGUUACAGACCACAUUAACGUCAAGAGCAGUAGCUGAAAUGAGAAUUCUUGAAAGUUCAACUGAUAGCAAGGAACUGGCAAUAACGGGCCUUCGAUCUGAGUUCACCGCUUUUGUUGAGCGAAGCAAGGUCGGUGAUAAGAAACAUCAAGAACUGGAAAGAGUGAUAACAGAUCUUGAAGAUGAAAAUGCCCGAUAUUCGGAUGAAAUCAUGAUCUUGGAAGAACGGCUGGCGGACAAAAUGUCGUACAUUUCAUUAAUGGAAGGACGGUUAUCGCAAAAAAAUGCAAAAAUGUCAUUCAUGCAAGAAGAGAUAAAGCGAGUUAACGGAGCAUUUUCCAGCAACGAAAAACAGUUGCAGGAAAAGGACACAUCUACGAAAAAGCUGGAGAAAGAGUUAGCUUUAUAUAAAGAUAAACUAUUAGACUGCACGAAACAAAUCGAAAAUUUUGAAAUGAUUCUGACGGAGAAGAUGCAGCAGUUAUCUUCGUUGCAAAAUGCUUUGAAGAUGAAAGAAUCGGAAAUUAGCCAAGCAGGACAGUUGCUAGAAAGGACGAAGGCACUGAAUUCAGAAAAUUAUGGCGAAUUUCAACUGCAGAUUGAAUCACUUCAAGAACAAAUUGACGUAAAGUCUUUGGAUAAUACAAAUUUGGAAGCGAAUAUGUCAGCUUUGCGUCAAGAACUCGAGAUGAAGACUUCACUAUGUCUUGACCUUCAAGCCAAACUUGAUCAAACUAUUUCCCAGCUUGAAGAAAGGACAAUGAUCAUUCGCGGCUAUGAACAGAAAUUAAAGAAAUUGGCCAGUGCUUUAAAGAGCGAGACAGACAAGGUAGAAAAUCUUCAAAAAGCAUUAUCAGAUUGCAAAGACGAAGUUGCUUUGAUUAUAAACCAAACUCAAAGUACUAAAGAAGACUAUCACACGGAAUACAAUAAGCAGAACUCACAGAUUUCACAGCUAGAAAAAGAACUAGCUUUUAAAACACAGGAACUGCAAGCGAAAGAAGGCGAGCUUAGUAAGGCAUUAGGACGUGUAGAUGAAGGACGAAAUAAGAUUCAAAAGCUAGAAGAAUUUAUUUCCAAACUCAAAGAAGAAAACGUCCAGAAAGACGAAGACAAUCGCAAGGAAAUUAAUCUACACAAAGAAGAGAAGCAAGAUUUCACACAGUUAUUGCAAAAGCUACAAAGUUCUGUUGCAAAUCUUUCUUCUGAAUUAGAAACGAAAAGUAAAGAGAACGAAGAGCUAAAACUUCAACUGCAGGACAGUCAAAGGAAAACUGAUCUUGAAAGCCAUAAACUUGAGGAGCUUGAAAACCUUUUGCAGAAACUGAAUUCUGAGAUCCAGUCAAGAGAUUCUGUCGUCGAUACGUUGCAGAGUGAGGUUUCGUCCGUACACGGUGAGCUGAAGCAGGCGUUAGGUGAUUUGUCGCAGCUGCAGGAAGUUUUGAGUAAAAACGAGAAAGAAAUCAGAAGCAAGGAAGAGCAGAUAACAGUAAUGGAUAGGAAGCUGAAUCAAAGUCAAGAAGAAAACCAACAGAAGGAUGGCCUUUUGAAAGAGCAGUCGGCCAAACUGUCUCGCUUGGACAAAAGCAUUAAAGAGCAGAAACUGGAACUCAAGCAAAAAGCUGUGGAGGUAACUCAGCUUGACAUGAGCAUGAAAGAACAACACAGCCAGCUACAACACCGCCUGAACUUGACAGAACAGCAACUGCAGGAAAGCCAUCAGGAGCUUAGUGAAAAACUGUCAGAGACGGCAGAAUUGAAAGCUAAAGCCGAACUAAUGGAGGAAAAGUUCAGUUCAGCAACUGAAGAGAUAUCUAACUUACAGAAAAUUAUUCAAAGACAGACUGAGAAACUGAAAGAACAAACUCGGAAGGAAGCAGAUUUUGUUCAAAGAGUGUCAGAAUUGGAAUCCAAUGUUAAUGGCUUGAGAAACUCGGCCAAGGAGCUUAAUUUUGUCAGGGAGGAAAAUCAGCGGAUGGCCCAGGAGAUUGCUGAGCUGCAGAGGGAAUUAGCAAAGAGACAACACAGUGAAGAUGAUUUGAUGCGCGAGCUCGACGAAUGUCAUUACCUCUUGCAAUCCAAGGAAGCUGAUUGCACAAGGCUAGCAAAAGAUCUAGGUGCUAGCCAAGUUAGAGAGGCUGAACUGCAAGUAAAAUGGACGCAGGAGUUUCAGCGUGUGAAGAACCAGUUUGAGUUUAAGAUAUCAAGGCAAGAGAAGGAGGGCGAGAAGGAAUCGCAGGAUUAUUCUAGAAAAUUAGCCGAGCAAGGAAAGCAAGUUGUUUCUUUACAAGCGAAGAUGCAGCGCACCAGCAAUGAGAACAGUUUAUUGAAGAAUGACGUCACGCGAAUGAAGCAACGGUUGUCGGAACAAGAGGGAGAGAUAAAGUCCCUGAAUCGCAAGCUUGUGGAACAGCAGAGAUAUUCACAUGAAACAGAGGAAAAUAUGUUAAUCAAAGAUGCAGAGAUUGCUCGACUUGAAGCAAGAGUUUCUGGCUACCAUCGCUCAUCGAUUACAAACUACCACAGUAAAUUAAACAGCAGUUUCAGCUAAGAUAUUUCUUGUUAACCUAAGCCAUCCCUUUACAUACAUUAAAUUCUAUAAUACACUAUAUUUGUUGUAUAAAGGUCAAUGCAAUUCGAUUCACGUGCGCGUAUUAUCUUA
Rhopilema esculentum is the source of this 3141-nucleotide messenger RNA. RefSeq lists its product as uncharacterized. NCBI's taxonomy places the organism in Eukaryota, Metazoa, Cnidaria, Scyphozoa, Rhizostomeae, Rhizostomatidae. The record is from RefSeq and is a predicted model, not a curated record.